Siniperca chuatsi (mandarin fish) is the source of this 1157-nucleotide messenger RNA. RefSeq names its product GINS complex subunit 2 (gene gins2). Bases 317 to 877 code for a protein of 186 amino acids. Lineage: Eukaryota; Metazoa; Chordata; Actinopteri; Centrarchiformes; Sinipercidae. The record is from RefSeq and is a predicted model, not a curated record. Gene Ontology annotation, cellular component: nucleus; GINS complex. Gene Ontology annotation, biological process: double-strand break repair via break-induced replication; DNA replication. The transcript is spliced from 5 exons.
AAGCUAAAAAAUUGAGGAAUGGUUAAUGUCGUCAUGGACAACUGUCCCGUAACGCGUCAGUAAACAGCCUUCAAACUACAAUUUCUCUAAAGUUUCAGAUACGCCAAGUGCGGGGAAUUACAUACAAAGACACCGAGGUUAUUAAAAUGAACAAAACGGUACAAAGUGCUCACCGCGCGGUAUUAAUCGUCUGUUGAUGACGAGGUUGUCUUAUCCUGCCCAUACUUUGUAGGAGCCUGCAGCGCGGGAACUACUAGCAGUGUAGAUGUGAGGGUAAAGUUUUUGAACAUAAAAUCAUCUAGGCGAACAGAAAGCUAUGGAUCCCUCGGAGGUAGAGUUCCUCGCCGAGAAAGAGAUGGUGAAGAUAAUACCAAAUUUCAGUCUAGACAAGAUCUAUUUGAUCGGGGGGGACCUCGGUCCCUUCAACCCCGGCCUGCCAGUUGAUGUUCCUGUGUGGCUGGCCCUUAACCUGAAACAGAGACAGAAAUGUAGAGUUGUUCCUCCUGCGUGGAUGGAUGUUGAGAAACUGGAGGAGAUGCGAGAGCUUGAGAGGAAAGAGGAAACCUUUACGCCUGUUCCCAGUCCCUACUACAUGGAACUGACCAAACUGCUACUCAACUAUGCGUCUGACAACAUCCCUAAAGCAGAUGAGAUCCGCACGCUGGUCAAAGACAUCUGGGACACACGUAUUGCCAAACUCCGCCUCUCCGCCGACAGCUUCAUCAGUCAGCUGGAGGCCCAUGCCAAGCUGGACAACCUGACUCUGAUGGAGAUUAACACCAUACGAGCAUUCCUUCUUGACUCUCUCAACUGCAUGUACAAACUACGUUCCAAUUUGCAGCCUGGUUCAAGUAAGGGACAGUUCAUGGACUAUUGAUCCACAAUAUCAGGGCCUGCUGAACAGGUUUGGAUCUUGUCCCAAGAAUUUGAAUCCACAAGAUUUAUGUGACUGGCUGAUUUUUACUCAGCCUUUUUAAGGGGUUAUAUUUUUUUUAGGGAGACAUGCGUAAAUCUGUAUCUGUUCAUGUAGUCUUUAUAUGUAUCUGCUGUUUGAAAUAUGCGCAUAUUUAAUUUAAUUUAGGAUGCUCACUGUAGUUUAAAACUGCCACCAUUUUUGUAUAUCUCAAUAAGUGACAAAAUAAAUGUAUUUGUGUGUA